This is a messenger RNA of Tinamus guttatus (white-throated tinamou), 576 nucleotides long. RefSeq names its product ankyrin repeat domain 66 (gene ANKRD66). Gene Ontology annotation, molecular function: protein binding. NCBI's taxonomy places the organism in Eukaryota, Metazoa, Chordata, Aves, Tinamiformes, Tinamidae. The record is from RefSeq and is a predicted model, not a curated record.
UAGCAGGUAGUUUCCGAAAGGUGCAGCAUGACAGAGCUUCACCAAGCUGUUGCCUUGGGGGAUUACGACCUAGUGGAGGAGAUUCUGAAGCAAGGGCACUGCGAUCCGAAUUGCAAAGAUGUCGACUGGAAUGACAGGACCCCCCUGCACUGGGCUGCUGUUAUAGGGCGAUCGGAGCUGGUGAGGCUGCUCGUGGAUCACGGGGCUCGACUGUGCCUGAGGAGCGACGCGGGCUGGACGGCGGCUCACUUUGCCGCCGAGGCCGGGCGCCUGGCGGUGCUGCGGACCCUUCACGCCCUGCACGCGCCCAUGGACGCGGCCGACCUCUUCGGUGAUACCCCCAAGCGCCUUGCGGAGAUCUACGGGCACAAGGACUGCCUCAGGUUCUUGGAAAUAGCAGAGGUGGAGAGCAGAAACUAUCGCUGGACGGCCUCGAUGAAAGGAAUCCACUUGGACCAGAGGGAUGAAGACUGGGAGCUCAAGAAAGAAGAGCUUGAGAGAAACUUGCUGUGUGCCCAGGAGAGCUAUACACCCUGUGCUCAAAAGAAACAUAGGAAAAAGAGAGGGAAGCAGUAG